GGCGGGGCGCUCUAGGCCGCGUCUUCCCCGUCUCUAUGACCACAGGAGGCGGCCCGGGCGUCGGGCUCCGGGCGCGCGGCGAGGGUGCGCGUCAGUGUCUCGCGGAGCUGCCCGGGCACCAUGGCCGCCCCGAGAGAAAAUGUCAGUUUGUUAUUCAAGUUGUACUGCCUUACCGUGAUGACCCUGGUGGCCGCAGCAUAUACCAUAGCUUUAAGAUACACCAGGACAGCAGACAAAGAACUCUACUUUUCAACCACAGCCGUGUGUAUCACAGAAGUUAUAAAGUUAUUCCUGAGUGUGGGGAUCUUAGCUAAAGAAACUGGUAGUCUGGGUAGAUUCAAGGCAUCUUUAAGAGAAAAUGUCUUGGGGAGCCCCAAGGAACUGAUGAAGUUAAGUGUGCCAUCGCUAGUGUAUGCUGUUCAGAACAAUAUGGCUUUCCUAGCACUUAGCAAUCUGGAUGCAGCAGUGUACCAGGUAACCUACCAAUUGAAGAUUCCCUGUACUGCAUUAUGUACAGUUUUAAUGUUAAACCGGACACUUAGUAAAUUACAAUGGAUUUCAGUUUUUAUGCUUUGUGGUGGAGUCACACUUGUACAGUGGAAACCAGCCCAAGCUACAAAAGUCAUGGUGGAACAGAAUCCAUUGUUAGGGUUUGUGGCUAUAGCUAUUGCUGUUUUGUGCUCAGGAUUUGCAGGAGUGUAUUUUGAAAAAGUUUUAAAGAGUUCGGACACUUCUCUUUGGGUGAGAAACAUUCAAAUGUACCUAUCAGGAAUCGUUGUGACAUUAAUUGGUGUCUACUUGUCUGAUGGAGCUGAAAUUAAAGAAAAAGGAUUUUUCUAUGGUUACACAUAUUAUGUCUGGUUUGUUAUCUUUUUGGCAAGUGUUGGAGGCCUCUAUACUUCUGUUGUGGUCAAAUACACAGACAAUAUCAUGAAAGGUUUUUCUGCUGCAGCAGCCAUUGUUCUUUCUACUAUUGCUUCGGUGAUGUUGUUUGGAUUACAGAUAACACUCACCUUUGCUCUGGGAACUCUUCUUGUAUGUGUUUCUAUAUAUCUUUACGGAUUACCUAGACAAGACACUACAUCCAUCCAACAAGGAGAAACGGCACCAAAAGAGAGAGUGAUUGGCGUGUGAUUUCAACCUCAAAAUGAUUCUUAUAAAGACUAAAUUAUCUGCAGUAAACUAGAGCCUUAAGUCAAUCCCAGAAAGUAGCAUAGAAACUGGUAUAAGAAUUAAGAAGGGCCGGAGAGAAGAGGAGGGAGUGAGAUGCCUGCUUUGCAGGCAACCCCUAGCACCACUUAGGGUCCCCUGAGCACCAGUGGGAGUACUGAGUACAGACCCAGAAGUAAGCCCUGAGCACUGUUGGAUGUGGCCGAAGAACCCAAAUCACACCUCACCCCAUUAAAACUAAGAAGAAAGCUGAAUGAACUGCUACAAACAUAAUGUGAUUUGUCUGCCUGAGAUGAACCUGUUUUUAGAAUGAAGGAAUUUUAUAAUUGUAUAUAUAAUGUACAUACCAAGUAUGGAGAUAAUGGUAUUUAAAAAAUCAUGUGAUGCUACAAAAAUCAAGUAACAAGAUUUGGGACAAAGUUGUUACAAGUGCCAAAGCCAUUUCUUCUGUACUGUCUCUUGUUCGGACACCAGGGGAGAAGGAUGAUCCCUCCUUGUUCUCAAUUCAUGUACAGUAUUUUAUUCCAGCAGCAGUAAAGAUCUAGCUCUUUUCUUUUCUUUUUUUU
This is a messenger RNA of Sorex fumeus (smoky shrew), 1736 nucleotides long. It is a transcript of the gene SLC35A1, whose product is annotated as solute carrier family 35 member A1. NCBI's taxonomy places the organism in Eukaryota, Metazoa, Chordata, Mammalia, Eulipotyphla, Soricidae. The record is from RefSeq and is a predicted model, not a curated record. Gene Ontology annotation, cellular component: Golgi membrane. The transcript has 8 exons. The coding region runs from base 121 to 1134 and encodes 337 amino acids. Gene Ontology annotation, biological process: pyrimidine nucleotide-sugar transmembrane transport. Gene Ontology annotation, molecular function: pyrimidine nucleotide-sugar transmembrane transporter activity.